Messenger RNA from Cuscuta campestris, 1674 nucleotides. The record is from the annotation of a GenBank genome assembly. NCBI's taxonomy places the organism in Eukaryota, Viridiplantae, Streptophyta, Magnoliopsida, Solanales, Convolvulaceae.
CUCACCCUAGGUCAUGACACUUUUACUCUUUUCCAUUCCUUUUACAAUCAAACUUACUGUGUCUCUGUUGAAGGAAAGAGAAGUUGCAUUAUUUGGCUUGACUCUGAUUUACUUAGUUGGUUAGUGGAAUGCCUCUUAAAAAUCUCUUUUGAACCAUGUUGGGUUUUCUCAAGAAAUACUGAGAAGAGGACUUUGAAAGUGGGUAGGGAAUCUGAUUUCAUAAAUAUCUCUGAAUCCAGAAUGGAGGGCACUCGGUCAAUCUCACUACCAACAGGUAAGAACAACCUUUUGUUAAGGAAAUUCAUCUCCAACCUUCACUAUUUCUGUAGCAGCAGCUCGGAGAAGCAGAACAUUAUUACCAAGCCAUCCAAGGAUCUUCAACCUGGGAAUGAAGAGAACAUCCGAUCUCCACUACACUCGCGGCAGAACAUCAGCACAACAGACCAGCAGAAAUCUAGUGUAACUCCAAGGACUUCCCAGUUUGCAGACCAGCUGAACACCUGCGGAAACCUGUCUUUAGCAGAAUCCAGGGAUGACGCAACCAGUCAGGGAGAAUGGCUCCCUAGUGUUCACAAGCCAUACAACCUUGAUAUCUCUUUAACCACAUCCUUGCUCUGUUGGGAAAGUGAAACCCCCAAUCUUCCUAAACCUUUCGAUGGUGAACUCCCGGGGCUAUGUCGUUAUGACCCUAUGAUUUUUGGCCGAGACACUUGCUCAAAAAGUUUGCUUGCAAUGGACAUUGGGCCUCUAUCACAUGCUGAACUUUACAAUGCUAACACUAACACACCCUUUUCCGCCAGGGAGGGAUCACUUUCAGGGAAAGCACUAACACAGAUAGCUCCAGGAUUCCCGGCUUCUAGGGUAAGAGGAACUCAAUCUGAACCUCCCCGCACACUUCAACUGGUGUCCCCAACAGCCCCUCCUCUCAUCCCCUCCUCUUUUAACUCAUUCCGGAUUCUGGACACAUGCCAAGACAGUGAGGAACCGCUAGUGGAACAAUCUUUAAAUGGAGAUAGAGUUAAUAUUGACUUAUUAAAUUGCUUUUCUACAUCUAGGUUGCUGAAGCUUAAUGCCCUCGAGGAAGUGGCCCCAUAUGGUGGAGAGCCGGCUCUUUAUACUCACUCUGAAGGUGAGUCAACAGCAUUGAAUGACUCAAAGAUUGAACCUUGUAGAUUCAGCAUCCCCAGCAGCUCCACGGUCUCAAUGCCGUUCCCGAAAUUAACCAAAGGAAAGCCAACUUCUUCACCGUCACAUAUGGUCACCAGGAGCAGGGCUAGGCAACUAGCUGAAGGAAGGAGAAAAGCUCCCAUUAGGGGAGUUGACACCUCGGACGACGAUGAAGAGUCCUUGUUUGAUGGUAUUCGUUCUGCCUUCAAAAGAAGCUGUCCAACCAUUCGAACUAAGAAGACCUGUGCACCUGCCCUGAUUAAGAAAACCGGCUUGUCUCGAACCAACCCAAUUGUCAGUGCUUCCCUAAUGUAGCAGGAAGUCUCCUUAAUAUAAGAUUCAAAGUGUUCUGUAAACACUGGCUCUAAAAGCUUGAAUUCCUCUUCAAAAUCUCCCUUGCAGCAUAAAUCCAAGGAGUAUUCUUUGCUACAUAAUUCCUUGAUGUCCCAUUGGAAAAGGAGACUGGUGAUGGACUCCUCCUGCACCACCGGACUAGAUACAGGGAUU